Molecule: messenger RNA, 636 nt
Organism: Apis dorsata (giant honeybee)
Lineage: Eukaryota; Metazoa; Arthropoda; Insecta; Hymenoptera; Apidae
Product: chymotrypsin inhibitor
Exons: 3
Coding region: 238-468 (76 amino acids)
Source: RefSeq, a predicted model, not a curated record
GUGGUUCCUUCGAUUUAUUUUGACAUUUUAUUUAGGUUUAUUUAUUUUACGUAUUUUUAGGUAUUUUUAGCUUUAUCGCGAAUGAGAAAGAAAAAAAAGAUGAUCGAUUCGGUUGUUCGAGAAAAAUUUGUCUUGGUGCAAGCGUGGCGUAACAUCACUAUAUAAAGCUGAGAAGUUCGAUAUGUUAAUCAUAGUAGUUUCAGUCGUUGGUCGUUCGAAAAAGUCUCGAAAUCAAAUAUGUCUCGAAUCAUCUUCAUUUUGCUCGUCGCUAUGGCGAUUUUCUCCAGUUCAUUUGGCGAGGAGUGUGGACCAAACGAGGUGUUCAAUACGUGUGGGUCGGCGUGUGCACCCACAUGUGCCGAACCAAAAACGCGUAUUUGUACCAUGCAAUGUCGUAUCGGUUGUCAAUGUCAGGAAGGAUUCUUGAGAAACGGCGAAGGAGCAUGUGUCCUUCCACAAAAUUGUUAAAAUUUCCUUCGCUUGAUUGGAAUUCACUCUUCGCUUUCUUCUCGUUUUCUUUCGCUUUCUUUGUUUUUUUUGUUAUCGUUUGCUUUUCUAUGUUAUCUUUUCUAAUUCAAAACAGUAUAUAUACAUGUAUAUAUAAAUAAAUAAUAAACUGUCGUUUCAAAAGCUUUA